AUGGUGCAGGAUUACGUGUCUCCUGUAAGGGUACACAAGUAUCCCUUUGAGAUGGUGAUGGCCGCAUAUGAAAGGCGGUUUCCCAGCUGCCCUCAAAUACCAGUGGUGAUUGAGUGUGUCAUAGUCGACGACAGUUGGUCGCCAGACGACGCACAGAGGUGUACCACCAGGCGCUGUCAACUUAACGUUGAGGCUCCCUAUCUACUGAAAAAGAUGAUCGGCGUGGAGUACAUCUACUUCAUACAAACAAACAACCUAGAUCUACGGAACAGAGUGCUGGAUAUCGAAGCUACCAACGAAACCUUCGCCUCGAAAGUUCAGGUUAUCGAGAAAUGUAAAUAUUAUCCACCGCCGCCGUUUCAAUUUGAUAAUAGUUUGUGCAACAUAACUUCUGGGAAUCUGAGUACAGAAUGGCAAAAGUGGAAGACUGCAUUCAACAUCUACUAUGAAGCUUGUGAAUUAUCCAACAAAAACAAGAAAACGCAAGUUAACAUUUUGCUACAUAUUGUUGGCGAGAAAUGUCGAGAAGUAGCGGCACAAUUUAAUGAACAGUGGAAUACGGUGGAUGAGUUAUUAAAAAAGUUUGAUGACUUUUUUAUACCAAAGAAAAAUUUGGCAGUGGAACGCCAUAAGUUUUUCAAGAGGGACCAAAGGGAGUUAGAAUCUGCAGAACAAUACGUUUUUGAAUUAAACAAGAUGGCGGUCCAGUGUGAAUUUAAAGAUUUACGUGACGAUCUUGUCUGUAGCAGGUUGAUAUGUGGCAUAAGGGAUAUAGCCCUAUCCGAAAGAUUAUUACGUGAACCAGACAUGAGGUUAGAAAAAGCAAUCGAAAUAUGCAGAUUGGCGGAAAUGUCGCAUAUGCAAGCAAGGAACAUCAAGGAAAACCAAGAAUAUAAUAGCCAGGUACACGCGAUUAAUGAAGAAAAGAUAAGCGAGCACGAAAUUAAUGGGAUACAGCGACGCGAGCAGUCCACGCAGGGUUCACGCACAUCAAAGCAGACAAAGACCGGCCGUUCUCGUUAUGACCAUCCGCCGAGACAAGACACGGUGAACGUCUCAACUCAUACGCCUAAACAAACAGUACAGCGAUAUCAGCAUGCAAACAGAUGUGGGUACUGCGGUCGAGUGCACCGAAGGUACGAGUGUCCGGCGCGGGGUCAAAGGUGCAUGAAGUGCAACCGCAUCAACCACUUUGCGAGGAUGUGCAGAGUUCAUUCCGUACUGGAGGACUCCACCGAUCAGGCGCAAGUAUGUUCGAUCAGUGCUAGUAAUGUAUUGACGGACACGCAUUUUGUAGAAAUUCAAAAAAGCACUUUAGAAGACGAAGACAUGCAAUUAUUAAUCAAAACCAUAAAACGGGGUUGGCCAGUUGAUAAGAGUACUCUAGAUAAUAAAUUAAAACCCUUCUGGGAAUGCAAGGAGGAACAAGGUAUUCCAGAGACGGUUAUGUCAGAUAAUGGCCCCGAGUUCUCAUCUUUAGCAUUUUCUGAUUUUGCAAGAAACUGGAAAUUUCGUCACGUCACGUCAUCGCCUAGAUACCCACAGUCCAAUGGUCAGGUCGAGCGGUCCAUUCAAACUAUAAAACAAAUAAUUAGAAAAACUGCGUAUGAUCAAUCGGAUUUUAACUUGGCGUUAUUAGAGUAUUUAAAUACACCAAUUAGCAAAGAACUACCAUCACCCGCAGAGUUACUAUAUAGUAGAAAGCUACGUAGCAUCGUGCCGUGCAACCCUAUAUUAUUAAAGCCAACAUUACAUAAUAACACGGCACAAAAGAUUAAAAGUCGUCAACAAAUUCAAAAAUAUUAUUAUGAUAGAGGAUCAAAGAACUUAACACCUUUAUGUGUAGGACAGAAAGUAAAAGUUAGAAUAAACAAUACUUGGCAAUCGGGCAUUGUAAAAAACAGGUUUGGAAUGCGAUCAUAUGUUGUGUUAUUGAAUAACGGAACUAGUUUGAGACGCAAUAGAAGACAUUUGAUUGCUGAUUCGAACCGCAAUUGCUUAUCACCACAGAAUGAAUACAGUUUGUUAUAUGACGAUAUAAACUUAGACACAUCUCAAUCCACGUCUGUUGGUUCCGGUGAACUAGUCUUACAAUCAGCUGAUGAUAACUGUUCUAAUGCAUAUCGUACUCGUUUCGGCAGGAUAGUGCGGCCUCCUGAUCGGUGGGGCUACUCAUAG
Messenger RNA from Arctia plantaginis, 2178 nucleotides. Lineage: Eukaryota; Metazoa; Arthropoda; Insecta; Lepidoptera; Erebidae. The record is from the annotation of a GenBank genome assembly.